Molecule: messenger RNA, 1380 nt
Organism: Linum trigynum
Lineage: Eukaryota; Viridiplantae; Streptophyta; Magnoliopsida; Malpighiales; Linaceae
Source: the annotation of a GenBank genome assembly
GGCAAAAUGCGCCUGUGAAGCAAAGGGGAACAGAGAAAAGAUUCCGGAAAAAAGAAAAAAAGAAAGAAAAAAAAACGAAAAACAGAGAUCUUACCAUGAGGAAGAGCAGCGCCAACUGGUUGCGCCAGGGCUACAACAAGUUGACUCGAGCAGCUGCUGUUGGCAAAAACCACCCCACCGCCGCGGAUCCAAAGCAACAGAACUUCCCAAUCCUGGAAGGCCACCCUGUGGCCCAACAACACGCCCAGCAAUCCGUCGAGACAUUCGACGCGGUCAAGAGCCAGAGCAAUAAGCGGUCGCCGCUGCUGACUAAAGAGUUCAAAAUCUACAGAUGGAACCCGGAUGACCCGACCCGCAAACCGUUUCUCCAGUCUUUCUUCCUCGACCUCGCCGACUGCGGCCCGAUGGUGUUGGAUGCGCUGCAGAAGAUCAAAGCCGAGGUGGACCCAGGUCUGACCUACAGGAGAUCGUGCAGGGAAGGGAUAUGCGGGUCGUGCGCGAUGAACAUCGAUGGCACCAACACCGUGGCCUGUCUCAAACCCAUCGACCCGGACCCGGCCAAGCCCUUGUUCAUCACUCCCCUGCCUCACAUGUUCGUUAUCAAGGACCUCGUUGUCGACCUCACCAACUUCUACCAGCAGUACAAGUCAAUUGAGCCGUGGUUGAAGACGAAACGACGGCCGGAGGAAGGGCGGGAGUACAGGCAGUCACCGGAGGACAGGAAGAAGCUGGAUGGGCUGUACGAGUGCAUCCUGUGCGCUUGCUGCACUACAUCCUGCCCUUCCUACUGGUGGAACCCUGAAGAGUUUCUGGGGCCGGCAAGCUUGCUGCAUGCAUAUCGCUGGAUCUGUGAUAGCCGGGAUGAGUAUACAGAGGAGCGGUUGCAAGCGGUGACAGAGGGGAUGCAGAAAUUGUACAGGUGUAGGGCUAUCAAGAAUUGUACUGCCACCUGUCCCAAGAGCCUCAAUCCUGCUGACGCUAUUCACAAGAUGAAGGCCAAGCAUUUGACCUCUGUUCAUGUCGAGAAGUCGGAGAGCUAAACCUAGCAGCAACUACACACGAAGCCUUCUGGCGUUAGAUGGUGUAAUUAAGGGCUAUCAAUCUGCCCUUGAUGGGCAAAACUUAGCAGCAACCCAGGGAGCAGCGUGUAGCUGCUGCCAGCCCAGGUGGCGCCUAGUGAUUGGGCCUAAAUUUUUGUAUUUAAUUCUCUUAAUGGGUAACCAAAACUCUUAGGCGGGGACGGAGAGGGGACGGAGACGUUACUUCUUAGGGUUUUUUUUUUAUAGGAGUUUUUCAAUUGCUAUUAACUUUAAUUCGUAGGUAUCAAAUUUAUAUUAUAGUUUGGUUUAUUUUUUGGGUAAAUACAAUUUAAUAUCCAAA